GUGUGUGUGUGUGUGUGUGUGUGUGUGUGUGUGUGUGUGUGUGUGUGUGUACAUUAUACGUGUCGGUACAUUAAGCUACAAUUUGUGUGAGGGAGUGUGUUACUGGAGCAUAUUGUUUAGUUUGUGUAUUAAUGUGUGGAAAUGAUUGUGUUGUGUUUGCGUUGUCUCAGUAAAAUAACUGUCCUGAGAUCAUCGUGUCUAUCACAGCAUCUCCUGGUGUAUGUGUGUGUGUGUGUGUGUGUGUGUGUGUGUGUGUGUUUUACUCCUCUAACACUCGUUUUUUCACUUUUUUCCCACAUAUCUGUGUGUUUCUUUGUCUGCUUGCUGGUUGUCGGUGUUGGUUAUUGGUUAUAUCAUCUCUUCUGUCUCCUCCACACGACUGCUGGAGAAUUCGAGUUACUUUAAAACUUCAUGCCUUAAACAACACGUGAGACAUAUCCCGAGAUGAAUUAAUUUUAUACAGUGAGGGUUUAAUACUGAAAAAACACACAUCCUUAUUCAAACCUCAGAAGUAACGCAGGAGAUUCUGCGUUUUUCUUCAUAUCCUCUCGAGUCAUUCCAUCUAUUCCAUCUUCUGCUGCUGUUGUUCUGUAGAGUCCCGCACCAGCACACGUUUGGAUCUGAAUUCCAGAGAUGAACACAACGCUUCAUCCUACACACACAGAUAUUAUUUGUUUUUUUUCUUCCUCUUGUUCUUCUUCUUUUCCUCCUCUCCAUCUUAACUUCCAUCUCCUCUCUUCUCUCUUUCUUCCUGCUAUAACAUUUAUUCUCUACCUGUCCCUCCCUCCAUGCAGCCGGAACGCUCGAUGAAGAAGCUCCCUCCACCUCCUCCGGUGAGUGAUGCUGAGGAGCAGGUGAUGGUGGUAGCUCUGUACGAUUUCACAGCAUGUGAGAGUUCAGACCUCAACCUGAGGAGAGGAGAGGAGUACAGGAUCCUCCACAAACAGGACCAGCUGUGGUGGAGAGCAGAGGACCAACACGGGAAUAAAGGCUUCAUCCCGAGUAACUAUGUCACGGAAAAACACAACAUAGAGGCAAACGAGUGGUACUGCAAGAGCAUUAACAGGUCUGAAGCUGAAAAUAUGCUAAGACGGGAGGAUAAAAAUGGUGGUUUCAUUGUAAGAGAGUCCAGCCAGCCAAAUCGCUACACAGUGUCUGUCUACGCCAAGGCCAAACGGGAUAGCCUGGGAGAUGUGAAACAUUAUCAGAUAAAACAGACGGAAGUGGGAAAGUUCUUUCUGGCUGAGAAUUACAUCUUCAGCUCCAUUCCUGAGAUGAUUAAUUACCACAAACACAACGCCGCAGGUCUUGUAACAAGAUUGCGUUAUCCUGUUGGACCAAUGGAACAGUGUAUCCCUACUACUGCGGGAUUUAGCUCAGAUAAGUGGGAGAUUGACCCGAGUGAGCUGACCUUCAUGAAGGAGCUGGGGAGCGGAGAAUUCGGAGUGGUGAGAUUGGGAAAAUGGAGAGCACAGCACACGGUGGCCAUUAAAGCCAUCAGAGAGGGAGCCAUGAGUGAAGAGGACUUUAUAGAGGAGGCCAAAGUGAUGAUGAGACUGUGUCACCCUAAGCUGGUACAGAUCUACGGUGUGUGUACGACGCAGCAUCCGAUCUGCAUUGUGCUGGAGUUCAUGGAGAACGGCAGUCUGCUGCAGGUACUGCGUCACCAUGGCAACAGUCUGGAGUGUGUGCGGCUGUUGGCCAUGUGCCAGGACGUGUGUGAGGGCAUGCAGUACCUUGAACACAACAACUUCAUACACAGAGACCUGGCUGCGAGGAACUGUAUGGUGAACGAAAAGAAUGUGGUGAAAGUCUGUGAUUUUGGCAUGGCAAGGUAUGUGUUGGAUGAUCAGUACACGAGCUCGUUGGGCUCCAGGUUCCCAGUGAAAUGGUCUCCACCUGAAGUUCUGCACUACAACAAGUUCAGCAGCAAAUCUGACGUCUGGUCCUUUGGUGUGUUAAUGUGGGAGGUGUUCUCUGAAGGACGCACUCCGUUUGGGAAUCGGCCGAAUGCUGAAGUUGUGGACGAGGUGACGCAGGGAGUGCGACUGUACAAACCGCACAAAGCACCAACAAACAUCUACAAAAUCAUGUACAAGUGCUGGCAUGAGAGGCCUCAGGGUCGGCCCUCGUUCUCCAACCUGCUGCAGAGCAUUAAAGACAUCAGUGAGGAAACACAAACAACAACAACACAAACUGCAUAAUAACACACCACACACCACCACAGCUGCACACCACUGCAGCUACACACCAGUGACUGUAUAUACGAGUGGACAGCAGGGGGUCAUUCAUUCCCAUUGUGUGAGUUUGACGCCGGUGCGGUGGAAAAGAACGUCACCAUCUUGUGAAAAUUAGAGCUGGAGCGUGAGCAGUAGUUACAGCCAGGUGAACAGUAGCUCCGCCCCUCGCCCCGCCCACACUGCUGAUGAUCACAGUACUUGCUCACGUCUAUGAACAUCGGCUAACUCGAAAUGACGAGUACAGCGUUAUUAAUUAAAAUAUAAAUUCUAUGAUUUUUUCAGGUAUAUUGAUUCUACAUUUGAAGAUGUAGAAAAAGAUUUUAGAGCUUGUCCUGACUGACUGAGCUACUAUUUGCUGACAUUAUACAUCAUUUUAAUUCAAGUAUUGUAAAUAUAAGUAGCGCAUGUAAAGAACUGAGAAUAUAAACAGCAGUCAGCAUUUACAUGUUUAAAAAGGACAGAUUGGCUAACCUUACCAAGCUACUACGAGUGCUAGCUAAAGUCAUACAGUCAGUAAAUUGUUGUGAAACGUAGCUGAGGGUCUGUUAGAACAGUUUACUGCAGAACAGGACACAACUUAUGGCUACACUGCAAAUAUAUAAUGUUUAAAAUGCAUAAAAUGAACUUUGCUGGACUGUAAUCUCAGUAAGAGCUUCAGCUGAGUGUUGGAAAGUGUGCGUGUGUGUGCGUGUAAACUGUCAAUCACCUCAUUAACCACGCCCUUUUAUUGAUCACUAAAUAACUCCUAUACAACGCAUUUAUACGCAUAAGAAGAAAUAUUGGAGGGAGCUAUCCACUGAACUGAAACGACAGAACACUAUUCCCUAAAAUAAUUUGCAGAAAUGUAACUUAAAAUGGCUCAUUUUCCGUUCACUAACAUGGGAAUGGGCGGGGCUGCAGUGGGCGGAGUUAUAUAUUGUACUGUCCACAGUAAUAACAACAGUAUUAUUGUUUCAGAUUGUAUAAAUGUCAAAAUAUUAGACUUAUCUGUAUAAAAUAUAUAUUUUUGUAAUAAACAGAAUUAAAGACAAUUAAAUUAAAAACAACUCAUGCUUUCGAGUGUCACUAAGCACUUCCUGUUCUUUCAGUAAGCACUUCCUGUUCCUUUAACGUUUAAUGUUCCUUUAUUAUUAU
Molecule: messenger RNA, 3374 nt
Organism: Ictalurus furcatus (blue catfish)
Lineage: Eukaryota; Metazoa; Chordata; Actinopteri; Siluriformes; Ictaluridae
Gene: txk
Product: TXK tyrosine kinase
Exons: 15
Coding region: 789-2204 (471 amino acids)
Biological process (GO): B cell receptor signaling pathway; adaptive immune response; T cell receptor signaling pathway
Molecular function (GO): ATP binding; protein binding; non-membrane spanning protein tyrosine kinase activity
Source: RefSeq, a predicted model, not a curated record